AUGAAGUUCCAAAUGCUAUGGUUCGCUUUGGUACUAAUAGCCGUCGAAACUAAUGCAACGAAGAAAGGAAAGAAAGCAACAGUCCCAGCAUUAAUAGUGUUCGGAGAUUCAAUAAUGGAUACUGGUAAUAACAACAAGCUCCCUACUAUUCUGAAGAGCAACUUCCCUCCUUACGGCAAGGACUUUCCCGGCGGCUUAGCCACCGGAAGAUUUUCUGAUGGAAGAGUUCCUUCUGAUCUACUUGCGGAAAAAUUAGGAUUGGCUAAGACAUUGCCAGCAUAUUUGAGCCCGAAUUUGAACCCUAGAGAUCUUUUAAAAGGUGUAAUUUUUGCAUCUGGAGGAACUGGUUACGAUCCAUUAACGGCAAAAAUUAUGUCGGUGAUAUCGGUGUGGGAUCAACUAACAUAUUUUAAAGAAUAUAUAUCAAAGAUCAAACAACAUUUUGGAGAAGGAAGAGCUCAAAAUAUCUUGGACCAUAGUUGUUUUCUGGUGGUUUCUAGUAGCAAUGAUAUUGCUCACACUUAUUUAGCUCAAUCUCAUAGAUAUGAUCGUACCUCAUAUGCAAAUUUCUUGGCUGACUCAGCAGUCAAAUUUGUAAUAAAACUACACAAACUUGGAGCUAAAAAUAUUGGAGUUUUUAGCGCAGCUCCAAUUGGAUGUGUACCAUUUCAAAGAACGGUGUUUGGAGGUGUAACUAGAGGAUGUGUUACACCUUUAAACGAUAUGGCAAAACAAUUCAACUCAAGACUUUCUCCAGCACUAAAUUCUUUAGAUAAAAAGUUGGAUGGUAUUAUCCUCUAUAUUAAUGUUUAUGAUACUCUUUUCGACAUGAUUCAAAACCCUAAAAAAUACGGUUUUGAGGUAGCUGAUAAAGGAUGUUGUGGUACCGGUGCUCUUGCAGUUUCGUAUAUGUGUAACUCAUUGAAUCCAUUCACAUGUUCUAAUUCUUCGGCCUAUAUAUUUUGGGAUAGCUACCAUCCAACCGAAAGAGCUUAUCAAGUUCUUGUUGAUAAAUUAUUCGACAAAUAUUUAAAACAAGUCUUGUGA
Messenger RNA from Eutrema salsugineum, 1047 nucleotides. RefSeq names its product GDSL esterase/lipase At1g58725. Lineage: Eukaryota; Viridiplantae; Streptophyta; Magnoliopsida; Brassicales; Brassicaceae. Gene Ontology annotation, molecular function: lipase activity. The coding region runs from base 1 to 1047 and encodes 348 amino acids. The record is from RefSeq and is a predicted model, not a curated record. The transcript has 5 exons. Gene Ontology annotation, cellular component: extracellular region. Gene Ontology annotation, biological process: lipid metabolic process.